AUGCCUCCCAAAGGGAAAGGUCCAAAAGGAACACUAAAGCCUUCUGUUUUAGACCCUCUAUGCACUUUUUGCGGGCUUCCUUUCAAGUCAAAGGGCAUAACACAGCACCAAAAAUCAUGCAAAUCUUGUCCUGAGACAGUUGCUUCAGAUGCAAGAUCCAGGGCAUUUGAGGAACAGGUACAACAAGAGGGGUUAUUGGACCCUUUUAUCCCUGUGAUUGGGCCAAGCUCUGCCUACACUCCUCUUGGUAGCAUUCAUUUCCUCUCUUCCACUUUUUUCUUGAUUUUCCAAGCUGAUCAGUUCAAUCUAGGGUAUACACAUACUCAAUUGCAAGCAGGAAAUGUGGAAAAUACCUAUGAUGCAAACAUAGCAAUAUUCAAUGAAAAUGAAACAAUCAACAACACUGAUAACAACAACACUGAGCCCCAUGGUGAAGUCCAUACUGACGAAGGGUCCUCUAGUCCAUUUGAGCAGGCACCACAGCUCAAUGACAUCAAAGUGGAGUACCAUCCAAGAAGUGGACACCAACCUCAAUUCUUUAGCUUUGAUGAGUACAAAAGCAAUUUCCAGGAUCUCGAUAGUGUUGACAUUCCAGUUGAUCCCGAGCCAUGGAAACCUUUCCGUUCUCGUCUCGAUUUUGAACUGGCAGAAUUGAUUCUUGAUACCCACAUGAAUAAGAAUCAAACGAAUGAACUCAUCUCCCUCAUCCAUCAAUGUAUUCUAGACCCCAAGUCUUUUACCUUGAAAAAUGAACCUGACUUGUCAAAAAUUUGGGAGAAUGCUGCAAAUCGGGCAACUACGACAGCUGAUGCAUGGUGGGAAAUUCAAAUAAAAACAGGCUAUCAUCCUUUGGCACUGCAAUGGGCUACCCUGCCAUUGCUGUUUGCGCCCAUCUUCCAACAUCGAUUCGAAAUGGGGAAAAGAGGGGGAAAAGAGUUUGUGUUGGAUGGUUUCCAGUUAACCAUGCAGUUGCAAGAAGACUCAGGUGAAACUGGAAAAAAGAAAUAUGUGAAUUUCAAAAGAGUUGUCUGGCAUAAGGCAUUCUAUGAAAUCUUGAAGUCUGUUGAGCAAUAUGCAGAAACUGGCUACCACCUAACAACUGCUGAUAUUGAACGGUGGAUGUUUCCCAUUGUGCUUAUUGCAUCUGCAGACUAUGAGGAGCAAUGUGUUAUUGCCCUCAUUCGUGGGGUCAACAGCAAAUUUCCCUGCCCAGUCUGCCUCAUUCCUGGGGAUCAGCUUGCCAACCUUUCAUCAGACUUUCCCCUUCGUUUUUCCUCUGACAUGGAAAAGAUUUACAAGUCCACAAUAGGACUUAAUGCCUCUGAGACAGAAGAAACCUUGAAGAAUGUUGGUCUUCAGGAUGUUGAGGUAACAUUCAAAUGGGUUGAUUCAUAUAUUUCACUGAUGACUUACUUCCAAAGAAUGCUUUUUGGAAAUUUCCUUGCACUGAUAUUCACCAAGCAAUUUCUUGGGAUCGCCUUCAUGCAUAUCAUGGAGGUUUAUUCUCAGAUCAUAUCUGGGAAGAGGGUUGAUGCUCUCCCUACUUGGAGUGGUUUAAACCACUUUACCUCCAUUAUAAAGACAGGUGAAUUUUCUGAUGGAAGCAAGUAUGAGGACAUGUCGAAAGUUCAUACAGAGACAACUAUUCAAAAAGGUCGAGAGGAACUGUUGGUUUUUGAGAAAGCACUUCAUGAAUAUAUGCCAUUUAACCCAGCUAAAUCAUGGUCAUUUCCAAAAGCACAUACACAUAAGCAUAUGUUUGACGAUAUCCAGCAAAAAGGGGUGACACGAAACUAUAAUAGAAAGCCCAAUGAAAAAUGUCAUGUUGCAACUGUCAUCCACGAUGACAUUGACUACCUGGAUUUAUCCCAGGCAGAAGCAUCUGCUGAAGAUAGCCAAAUCCAGGUGACACGAAACAUCAUUGGAAUGGCCCAUGUAUCCUUGGGUUCUCAAUGUGCACCAGUUGCAUUUUCAGACCUUGAGGAUGAACACAGAGCAGACUCUGCAUUCAAAGAUUUUCACAAGAAGAUUGGAUGCUUUUUUACAAGAUAUCUUGGAAGAUCGAUGACUGUUCUUGACAAGGAGUAUCACAUGGCACUUAUCCUACCCAUGGAUCUUCCACCUGAUUUGGAGAAUCGUGGACAGGAUAAUGACCUUCGCUUCAAUUGA
This is a messenger RNA of Laccaria bicolor S238N-H82, 2169 nucleotides long. RefSeq lists its product as uncharacterized. The record is from RefSeq and is a predicted model, not a curated record. The transcript has 13 exons. The coding region runs from base 1 to 2169 and encodes 722 amino acids. Lineage: Eukaryota; Fungi; Basidiomycota; Agaricomycetes; Agaricales; Hydnangiaceae.